Felis catus (domestic cat) is the source of this 3007-nucleotide messenger RNA. It is a transcript of the gene TTF1, whose product is annotated as transcription termination factor 1. The record is from RefSeq and is a predicted model, not a curated record. Bases 184 to 1284 code for a protein of 366 amino acids. Lineage: Eukaryota; Metazoa; Chordata; Mammalia; Carnivora; Felidae. The transcript has 9 exons.
AGGUUGGAACCUACAAACGAAGAAGAAGGCCGUCUGGAAGUGGCCACAGGUUCCGAAACGAGAUACUUAUCCGAAGAGUCGAGAGAUUUGGGCGACUCGGAUGUGGAUUUGGACUCGGCCGUGAAGCAGCUCCAGGAGUUCAUCCCCGACAUCAAGGAAAGGGCCGCCACCACCAUCAAGAGGAUGUACCGGGAUGACUUAGGGCGGUUUAAGGAAUUCAAGGCACAGGGUGUCGCUAUUAGAUUUGGCAAGUUUUCUGUAAAGGAAAAUAAGCAGUUAGAGAAAAACGUGCAAGAAUUUCUGUCCCUGACCGGAAUUGACAAUGCGGACAAGCUGCUGUACACAGACAGAUACCCAGAGGAGAAAUCUGUGAUCACCGACUUGAAAAGAAAAUACUCCUUUAGACUGCACAUCGGGAAGGGCAUUGCCCGGCCCUGGAAACUCGUUUACUAUCGAGCAAAGAAGAUGUUUGAUGUCAACAACUACAAGGGCAGGUACAGCAAAGGAGACAUGGAGAAGUUAAAGAUCUACCACUCCCUGCAUGGAAAUGACUGGAAGAAGAUUGGCGGGAUGGUGGCUCGAAGUAGCCUCUCUGUUGCCCUGAAGUUCUCCCAGAUCAGCAGCCCGAGAAACCACGGUGCUUGGAGUAAGACGGAAACCCAGAAGCUAAUCAAGGCUGUGGAAGAAGUGAUUCUAAAGAAAAUGUCUCCCCACGAGUUACAGGAGAUGGGUUCUAAGCUCCAAGAGAACCCCGACGGCCGCCUGUCUAUUGUCAGGGAAAGUCUCUACAAGGGCAUUUCUUGGGUAGAAGUAGAAGCCAAAGUAGAAACCAGAAAUUGGAUGCAGUGUAAAAGUAAGUGGACGGAAAUUCUAACCAAGAGGAUGACGAAUGGUCGGGAUGUGUACCGCGGAGUGAAUGCCCUGCGGGCCAAAAUCAACCUGAUCGAAAGGUUGUAUGAAAUAAACGUGGAAGAUGCUAACGAAAUAGACUGGGAAGAUCUUGCUAGUACCAUAGGUGAUGUCCCGCCGUCCUACGUUCAAACUAAGUUUUAUAAGCUGAAAGCUACCUGUGUUCCCUUUUGGCAGAAGAAGACUUUUCCAGAGAUCAUAGACUACCUUUACGAAACCAGUCUGCCUCUGCUUAAGGAAAAGUUAGAGAAGAUGAUGGAGAAAAAAGGUGCUGAAAUCCAGACUCCCGCGGCACCCAGGCAGGUGUUCCUACUCCGAGACAUCUUUUAUUGUGACGACACCAGUGAGGAAGAAGACGGGGAGGAGAAGAAUUAAGGGGAGGACACUGUGCCUUGGGCACCCCUCCAGGUGUCGUUGGAUUUCUUUGCAAUGGGGCGGAGAACCUGUUUCCAGGACUGAUGUUUAGGAGAGAGAGAAGGAGCCAUGGCCACAGGAAGGGGAUGACGAUACCUUGCGUGGCGGAGCAUUCCAUGGUGAUUCGCACACUCACGCUCUAGUGCAUUUGAGCGUGCAGGGAAAGAGGCGCGUAAGAGUUGACUUAAUGCUUCCGUGCCGUUGGACAUAAUCACAACGAACGGUUUUCAUAAAACCACAGUAUCCCCGGUCCCUCUCGCGGCAGAGGGUGUGGAGUCACGGCCCAUGAACAGUUCGUGGUAAGGAUUUCAAUGUACACGCUCGGCCUAAAGGGGAACGCUACCAGUUUUCGUCAACGUGCCUGCCGGCUUGCCUUCUGUCUUCCCAGUUGUUACUCUGUGUGCUCAGUGUGCGUGAGUAUCAGGUGUGUGUUAACAGGGAGUUGUGGACCCGCUGGGCUCCCAGACUGGCUUCACUUCGCAUGUCCCUGCCUUCGUGGGCGGGCCUCUUCCUGAGUGAGUUAAGUGCUCAAGGGUAUGUAUUGUGCAUACAAGCUGCGUUCUCAAAGCCACUGAAUUCACCUGGUGUCCAACUGGAAAGAAACCAAAACCCCAAACCCAGCAGACUCUUCCACUGCUUCCGGAAAAUCCGGUUCUGUGAGAUUUUUGGAGGGCUGCUGUGUGGGUCUGAGGCACAGCUCACACCCUGCAGGGUUUCAAGGAUAGUUUUGAGUGUUGGGCCAUUCUGUCCGCCAGGAAAGCAAAACCAUUACAGAGAGUUGGAACAGAGGAUUCAACCUAGGGAUUUAGGUUACAGCGUUGUUAAGCAGGAUCGAAGACGCGAACGGGAAGGCUGGAUUCCCGAGCAACGAGUGACUGAGGGGAGGCGGUUGUGGCCCUGCUAACGUGCCCUGUCCCCGUGCUGCCUGGGUUGUCUCCUGCUGCUGCCCUGGCGGGACCCUGUGUCUCCUCAGAACAGAGCAGCUGCUGCCUCGCUCCUGCCUUCCAUCGUCUCCCUCUCCUCCAGCCCCUCGGCAGAACCCUGCUGGCCCGGGGAGUGGGGUUCCAGGCUUCUAGCCGCACCCGUACUGGGGAGGACGUAAGAUGAGGGUGAACAGCGUCCCAUGCAGCGACGUCGCCAUCUACGCCAAGACAGAACUGCACUGUCUCCUGAGCAUUCUCUCCAAUGUUAUGACUCUAGCAUCGCGACGUGUGCUGUUGGUUAAUUCAUCCGUGAAGCCAGACCUUUGCCCAAAGCUACCCUACCUGGAGAAGGAAGAAUACAGACACAAGUCUGGGAGUCUGGUCACCACUGUAUCCCCGGCACCUGUCCCACUAUGGUGCAAGUAAGGAACACUCCGUAAAUGCUCAGCAAACAAAUGACUGUUUCCUUUGGGCAAGCGUUUUACCUUUACUCCUACCUGGCAGACACACCGUCUCCAUGCUGACGGGAACACAAGUUCCUUUCAGAGGACGGUCGGGUAAAAGACAUCAGAGCCUUAAGAAUGUACACAAACUAAGAUCCGGCAAUUCACUUCUAGAAUGAAAAGGACUGGUGCAUGAGAAGGGCACCUUUAUGAUUUGAAAUGGAAAACCAUGUAAAUGUUCCUUAAUGGGAAUUUGUUACUGUAUAUUCCUAGAAUGGGAUGGUAUCCGAUAAUUAAAAACGAACAUGAUAGAGUGGA